AUGGCACACGAGGCCGCAGCAGCCGAAGAUGGCCCAGCACUUCAAUACCACUGUCCACUGCGUCCGCUCGUAUCAUAUCGCCAGACAACGGGCUUUGAGUGCUACGGAAGGAGCCGGAGGAAAAAUGGUGAGUGGAGAGUAUUCAGUCCCAUCAGACUCUUGAGUUCAAUGAGUCCACUCAGUGCGUCUUCGCUCCAGAGGUUUGCGAGGGCCAGCCUCUGUCAGAUGCUAAAGGGGCAAACACAACCGCCCAGUCCGCAUCUUCUGGCGACACAAGGAGGCAGCAGCAUGACUCGCUUGUAG
Messenger RNA from Trypanosoma rangeli, 303 nucleotides. RefSeq lists its product as uncharacterized. The transcript has a single exon. Lineage: Eukaryota; Euglenozoa; Kinetoplastea; Trypanosomatida; Trypanosomatidae. The coding region runs from base 1 to 303 and encodes 100 amino acids. The record is from RefSeq and is a predicted model, not a curated record.